Molecule: messenger RNA, 3042 nt
Organism: Ictalurus punctatus (channel catfish)
Lineage: Eukaryota; Metazoa; Chordata; Actinopteri; Siluriformes; Ictaluridae
Product: meiotic recombination protein REC8 homolog
Exons: 18
Coding region: 147-1934 (595 amino acids)
Biological process (GO): replication-born double-strand break repair via sister chromatid exchange; synaptonemal complex assembly; mitotic sister chromatid cohesion
Cellular component (GO): cohesin complex; synaptonemal complex
Molecular function (GO): chromatin binding; protein binding
Source: RefSeq, a predicted model, not a curated record
CUAAAAGGGACGCGUUCGGGUUUGAGUUUUAACUCAUUGGACUUCAUUCAUUCACUUAAAUUUUACUCGUUCCAGGAGCGACAGAGGGCUAGUUUUUAAACUUUUUUUUUUUUUUAAUUAUUAUUAAAUUACAUUCAGUUAAAAGAAUGUUUUAUUAUCCUAAUGUACUUAAUCACAGAACUGGAUGCUUCGCUAUAAUAUGGCUGGCAGCCACGAAGGCCAGGAAGAUGAACCGGCGAGAUCUGCUGAAGGUUAACAUUCAGAGCACAUGCACUGACAUCAUGAACUACGUGUUGGUGCGAGUUCCUCCUCUGGCUGCAGGUCUUCCGCGGCCUCGCUUCUCCCUCUACCUCUCCUCCCAGCUGCAGUACGGAGUCGUGCUCGUCUUCCACCGCCAGUGCCAGCUGCUGCUAGAGGAGAUCCAGGAGGCCAUUGACAGGCUGCACCGUUACCGUGUACAGUUGCCAAUCGACAUGCUGCCUGAGGAGAUCAGACAAACGCAAACACUUCCUGAUGCGCUCGCGCUUCUGACUGAGUCGGAAGGGGCGCAAGAUCCAUUCUUUGGAUCAAUGGAGUUUGGUAUGCCCAGUCCGAGGCACCUCAUGCAGCUGGCUCAGGAAAUGGGCGUGGUUACUCCGGAGAGUCUACUGUCUCCACGUUUAGAAGGCAUCACAGCAAGUCAGGAGUCUAUCACGAUGACAGAGCGGGAACCCGUUAUCAUGCAUGAGCCUGAGUUUGAAGGGGCGGAGCUGCAGGAGAUUGAUAUGAUCGAAAUGCUGCUGGAGCAAUCGGAUCAGUUCCCAGAGGGUGAGGAGGAGAGAGAACGUGAGGCAGAACAGGCAAGGCAGCGAGAGAGAAGGGAAAGAGAGGGAGAAAGAGAAGAGGAUGUAGAGCAAGAACGAGCAGCGGCAGAAAUAGAGAGGACAAGGGAUCUGACGGGGUCUACCCUCCUCAUGGAGCAGGCUCAAAGCACUGAAGUAACGAGCAGAGACAUCGUGUCAGUGCCUGAGGAGGUGGAACUGCCCGCUGUGAUGCCCGAGCCAGAUGAGAGAGAGAGGACCCCGGAGCCAGUCCCUAUCCCACCGUCCCCACCAAGCCCAGAGAGGAGGGAGCGGCGGAGAGAGAGUCCCCGUCUGGAGGAGCUUGUUCCGAUCCCAGAGGCCCCUGUGGAGAGACAAACGAGGAGGAAGAGGCAGCUGGUGUUUAUGGAUGAAGACAUACAGAUAUCGCAGGAAGCACUGCAAGCCCAGAUUAAUGAUCCAAGCAUUGAAACCAAAUCUUUGACGGAUGUUCUGAUCAGACCACCUUCUCAAGUGAGCAAACCUAAAGUACUCCUGAGUAACCCCUGCAUGAGCCUUCCCGCUGAUAUUCUGGAGUUGUGGAAGCAGGGCGCAGUCAUCCAUCACAUCCGUCGAUCCAAACGCCACAGGGAGGUUGAAGACGAGGAUCUGGAGGCCGUACGAGAAAGGGAGAGAGGAAGAGAGGAGCAAGAAGAGGGAGAGCUCAGAGAGAUACCCACAGAGAUAGUGGAGUCAGGCGUCUCACGAUACGAUACACCAGUUUCUUCUCUGGUGAUGGAGGUAACAGACAAAGAAAUCUCGCCUGUGGAGACUCCCGAGACUCGUCGGUCUCCUGUUCCCGUGUCCGUGUGUGGUUUGGAGGACAUUCCCGAGGAGAGGGUCCCUGAAUUGGAGGAUGUCAUGAUGGAUGUUGAUCCUCUCAGGCGAAUGGCUGCUAUUGGGGAGGAUGAAGUGACGUUUCACUCCCUACUGCCCCCUAGAGUCAGGCGCAGAACCAUCGCUCAGGCUUUCUGGAGGCUGCUGGAGCGGAUUGACAUGAAAGAGGUCGCUGUGCGACAGGACGAGCCGUAUGGUGACAUCAUCAUCAUCUCUGUGAUACAGCAGCCCCAUCUGAUCGAGACACCACUGGCAUGACUGCUUUUUCAUUUUCAUGCCAGUCUUUUUCUUUUUAAAUUUUUUUUUUUCUUUAAAUGAGUUGAAACGUAGGUUGUUAAAGUUCAUGAAGAAUUCUUUUAACAUUUCAAACACUAUUAAGUUAUCGACUUUAAAAGGAAGACAUUAUAUAACAAUAUGUUGUUAACCCUGAAAGUAUUUAUUUAUUGAAAUCGAGUUCUGCUUAAUAAUUGAGUCUCGUCACUUUAAAACGUUUUUAUUGAAUGUUGGUUGCGAAACUUUUGAAAUGUUAUCAUUGUUCGAAUGAUUUAUUAUGAUAUUUGUAUACCGUGUUUUAAAAACCAAAAAAACAUUUUAUGAGGUUAUUUCACAGUUUUAAUUUCAUGUAUUUUGAUGCUGUCAUUACUGUGGGUUUUUUUUUUUUAGUUUUCAUUUUAUGACAUCUGAAAGCAGCAUUUUAGUAUUUGUGAAUUAUUUAACAACGUGAUUUGUUACUGAUUAAUCAAUACAAUCAAUUACAACAGCACAAAUAAGCUUGACAUGGGUUAAGAACAUGUCUGUUUUAUUAUGUUGGAGGCAUUAAAGAGUUUGAGUGGCUGUGGAGAAUGAAAUAUUUUAUUUUGGCUGUUGAUAAAUAAAUAAUAUGAAUAAAAUCUUUACAAAAUGACACCAGUAAAAUUUCAAACACCAGUAGAACUGCGCUAAGUCCCUUGAUAUGAUGGGCGUAUUCAUAAGACAUUUGUACAUUGCUCGAACACAUCAUAAGGUAUUUCUGAAUGUUUAAAUCAACUUUCAUGACAUUUUCUAAUUUGCAUGACAUUAAUAUGAACUACUGUAUCAUUCGUUGUCCAUUUACCUCAACAAAGCAUGUGAUGGGAAAAAGCCCAACAAUAUUUACAUUUACCUUUAUUUACAAGUAACAAAAUUUGAGUACAUAUUUGUUAAUAUAUGAAUAGGGACAAAAAUAACCCCAAAAUAAGAUACGGAAAAUUUCCAGUAAAUUUGGCCUUACUUUUCGGAUUGUUUACUUUUUUUUCUUUCUUUGUUUUGUAGCUGAUUUGUUAUGUUGAAGUGCAUUUUCCUUUAUUCCAUUAAAAAAAAAAAAAAACUAUGGAGGUGUAAACUUUUA